CUCCCGAAACGCAUCAUUUGGCAACCCGUCAUCAUCACAGUUCCUCUCCAGCGAAGCUAAGCUACAACCCCACUGCGUUCCCCAUCUGCUGGAUAGAGCACCUUACGAUCGCCUCGCAAAAAACAGCGCGGGGAAUAUACUAAACGUCUCAGGGGUGUAAAAGAGGAAGGAAGGUGCACUCAGGAUGGUCACCAUUCCAGAGUACUACGAGGGAAAAAAUGUUCUUAUCACAGGGGCCACAGGCUUUAUGGGGAAAGUACUUCUGGAGAAGCUGCUACGCUCAUGUCCCGGUGUCAAAGCUGCCUAUGUGCUUGUCCGGCCCAAAGCAGGACAGGCGCCCAAAGCCCGUAUUGCUGACAUGAUCAACUGCAAGCUUUUCGACAGACUGCGAGAGGAGCAGCCAGAUUUCGCAGAGAAGAUCGUGGCGGUCGACAGCGACCUGACACAGCCAGAUCUGGACCUGAGCACCGAAGACCAGGAGACUCUCACGGGCUGCAUUAACAUAGUGUUUCACUGCGCUGCCACCAUCCGCUUCAACGAGCCUCUGAAAGAUGCCAUGCAGCUGAAUGUGCUGGCCACACAGAAGAUGGUUAACUUGGCUCACAGAAUGAAGCAUUUGGAGGUGUUUAUCCACGUGUCCACAGCCUACGCCCACUGUGACCGCGAGCUCAUUGAAGAGCUGGUCUAUCCACCACCUGUCGAUUACAGGAAGCUCAUAGACACACUUGAGUGGAUGGACGACAAACUGGUCUCUUUAAUGACGCCAAAGCUGUUAGGUGAGCGGCCGAACACAUACACGUUCACUAAAGCCUUGGCAGAACAACUCAUCCAGCAGGAGUGUGGGAACCUCAACGUGGCCAUCAUCAGGCCCUCGAUCGUAGGAGCCAGCUGGAAGGAGCCGUUCCCCGGCUGGAUCGAUAAUUUCAACGGGCCGAGUGGGAUAUUCAUCGCUGCAGGAAAGGGCAUUCUACGAACAAUGAGGGCUUCAAAUAACGCUGUCGCUGACCUCGUGCCAGUCGAUGUGGUCAUAAACACCACUUUGGCCGCUGCCUGGUAUUCCGGUUCCCAGAGACAUGCCAGGCCGAGAAGUAUGUUGGUGUACAACUGCACGACGGGCGGGAUCAAUCCUUUUCACUGGGGUGAAGUUGAAUACCAUGUUAUAUCCACUUUCAAGAGGAACCCCCUCGAGCAGGCAUUCAGGCGGCCAAAUGUAAAUCUCACAACCAAUCAUCUUAUCAAUCAGUACUGGAUUGCUGUAAGCCACAAGGCGCCAGCAUUCCUUUAUGAUCUCUUCCUCAGGAUGUCAGGAAGAGAGCCCAGGAUGAUGAAGACAAUCAGUCGGUUGCACAAGGCCAUGAUGGUGCUGGAGUACUUCACGAGCCAUUCGUGGGUGUGGAACACAGACAACGUUACCAUGCUCAUGAACCAGAUGGGAUCUGAGGACAAGAAGGCAUUUAACUUUGACAUCAGGCAGUUACACUGGGCAGAAUACAUGGAGAAUUACUGCAUGGGCACUAAAAAGUAUGUUCUCAAUGAAGAGUUGUCAGGACUCCCAGCGGCACGCAAACACUUAAACAAGCUGCGGAACAUUCGCUACACUUUCAACACCAUCUUGGUUGUCUUAAUCUGGCGCAUUUUCAUCGCCCGUUCGCAGAUGGCCAGAAACAUCUGGUACUUCGUCGUCAGCUUGUGCUUCAAGUUCCUCUCCUAUUUCAGAGCCUCCAGCACCAUGAGAUACUGAAUCCACCCCAGCUGUCCUUUCCCACCCCUCUCUCCCGACGGCUAUGCACACAUUUCUGCUUUGUGAUACUCCAGACUCUGAGGGUCAAGCGUAGUAUCCGCUGUCCUCCCUUCCUGCACAAAUGCGCCCUCAACAUCACAGGGUGCCAGUGCACUCAACUGCUAUAUAGAAAGCAUGGUUGUCAGGGCUCGAGGUCUAUGAAGCUCUCUCAACACGAUGAGAGUGCGUUUGAGCACUUACUGUACCUGUGCCACCUCCUGAACGCAAACAGGUUGUGGCCACUCUUGCUUAUUAUGGUAUACAUAGCUGCUUAUUCUUUUUGGCACCAUUGGCCCCUUUCUAACUAAUCAACGAAGCACAAGGAGAGAAAGAAAUGGCUUUGUCUCAGCUCUGUGCCUACAAUUCAAAAAUAACCUUCAUCACGUGCCCGAUGUCUUUGUUCGAUUCUUGUCUUCUGCCUUACUUCUUUCCGAUACCUCUCACCAUCUUUGAGAUGAAAGUGAUUGAUGUGUCAACAAAUAAUAAGCAUCCCGGCCUUAUGUUUGUCUUCACAAUCUUUUCUUCAGUCAAUACCAAAAAUGUCAUCUUGAAACACAUUUUUUUUUAAUGUCCUACUUGACGUUUUUGUGAAAGCAAUCAACCACUUUAUUCCAAAUUUCUAUGUUAUUAAUAGACGUUCAAAAAUAAAUUCCCAGAAAUGCUAGAAAAAGCAAGCCUCAGUUCGUUCCCCUGCUUAAACCUGUUGCCUUUAAUGAGGCUUAUUAAUAAACAUGAGCAGAUGGGAUUGAGUCGACGGUUCGUAAACGUUUAAACGUUUAAUCGUUUCACGUCAACGGCCGUUUACAAACAAUUUACAGGUUCGUUCCACUCGUGUUUCAUAAAUAAAGUGCGAAGAUUAUCUCUUGCCAUAAUUUAUUUGUGUUCAGGUAAUUCAGCUAAUUAACCAUCUUUACGUUCUUUAGCACUUCGAUCGAGUUCGUAUCAGAGGAGGGUAAAUAAUCAUUGUUCUUCCUUUUUUUCACCCGAAUUAUUUUGUGAACUGUCUGAAUGUUGAAGUCAUGUGAAAGAUAUAAAGGAUGUAUGUUUUCUAAAUCGUUCUAUUUAGAUAAAGCACUGUAAUUUAACAUUGUCUGCUACCAAGUAUUUUUCAUGUUUGAAAUAAAUAGGAAGUGAUUGUUUAUGACGCGAAAGGAAGAGAUGUAAUGUUACAGUAAAUGCACCGUAUAGACUACUUUUAUGAUCACAAUGUCAAGUUAUGUUUGUCAUAAAAAGCCAAUCUCUUUGCACAGCUAAAUAUCAUACUAGGAAGCGCUAGUUGGUGGAUAUUGUUAUUAACUUUCUGGAACUAUUCUGUCUUUUCUAUUAACUGAUAAAAAAAAGAGAAAAAAAAAACCUUGCCUUCAUUUUAGGAUCCAUAAUUUUAUGUGGGAGUUUGAGUGGAAUAGUGAUUUUGAAAACAAGUUUUGUGUAUUGUUGUUUAUCCCAAAAUAGGGUAAAAAUAAUAUAUAUAUAUAUAUAUAUAUAUAGAGAGAGAGAGAGAGAGAGAGAGAGAGAGAGAGAGAGAGAGAGAGAGAGAGAGAGAGAGAGAGAGAGAGAGAGAGAGAGAGAGAGAGAGAGAGAGAGAGAGAGAGAGAGAGAGAGAGAGAGAGAGAGAGAGAGAGCUUCUCCCUCUAUAAUAUUCAAAUUAUCUUUGUAGUUUUUUUUUUUUUUUGUAUUGGGUAAAAUGAAGCUUCAUUGGGUUUCUUUUGUGUGUGUGUGUCAGGUCACCUCGUGUUUCUUUUCCCACAGUAUUUUAUAACGAUAAUAUUAACAUUUUCUUCCUUAAGAUCAAGCUGAAGUCGGGCCUUGAUGGGACAAAUGUAGAUCGUUUCUCUUUUUGUCUGUCUUGAAUGUAUUUGUUUUUGUUAAAUAUCCUGUAACUAUCUAGAAAUAAGUGAACCGUUCCCCACAAUGUUAUGCUGUCUGUUUUCUGGGAGAAUUGUAAAUGCCACAUUAAAAUGUCAGUGGAGGGUUAAAAAUCAAUGGGUGCCUUUCGUUUGUGAACCAAGAGAAUAAACUAUGUGAACUUGUU
Carassius gibelio (silver crucian carp) is the source of this 3812-nucleotide messenger RNA. It is a transcript of the gene far1, whose product is annotated as fatty acyl CoA reductase 1. The transcript has 12 exons. Gene Ontology annotation, cellular component: peroxisome. Gene Ontology annotation, molecular function: alcohol-forming very long-chain fatty acyl-CoA reductase (NADP+) activity. The record is from RefSeq and is a predicted model, not a curated record. Lineage: Eukaryota; Metazoa; Chordata; Actinopteri; Cypriniformes; Cyprinidae. Bases 185 to 1741 code for a protein of 518 amino acids. Gene Ontology annotation, biological process: long-chain fatty-acyl-CoA metabolic process.